AUGUGGGUUGUGCGUGCGCCAACGUCAUUUGAGACACUACGGACUGUUAAUGGUGUAAUAUUCCCAACAUAUCGUGCUGCAUGUGAAGAACUGAACUUAUUAGAAAACGAUACCCAUUGGGAUACGACAAUCGCUGAAGCCAUUAUCUCUGCAUCUCCAAGUCAGAUACGCACAUUAUUCGCUAUCAUAAUUUCGACAUGCUUUCCAUCAAACCCAUGUAACCUGUGGCACAAAUAUAAGGAUAAUAUGUCACAAGAUAUUUUACAUCAAAUUCGUAUCACUUCCAGAAAUCACGAUGUUGAGAUGAAUGAGGAGAUACAUAAUCGUGCUUUACUCUUGAUCGAAGAUAUGUGUUACCUCAUGUGCGGUACUUUAUUAAUCAGGUUAGGAAUGCCAGCGCCCAAUCGUGAAAUGAAUGACGCAUUUAAUCGAGAAUUGGAACGGGAACGUGAAUAUGAUCACCAGGAAUUAGAUUUAGUAGUUCAAACGAAUGUACCCCUGUUGAAUUCCCAACAAAAGGAAGUUUAUGAUACUUUAAUGAAGGCAAUCGAUGAUGGAAAUGGUGGUUUAUAUUUCCUAGAUGCCCCUGGUGGACCAGGUAAGAUAUUCCUCAUGUCAGUAGUUAAGGCCACUGUUCGGGCGAGAUCCAACAUAGCGGUUGCAGUUGCUUCUUCUGGAAUAGCAGCCACAUUGUUAGAAGGAUGCCGUACGGCUCAUUCAGCAUUAAAAUUACCGUUAAAUCUUCAAACUAUUGAAGAACCAACGUGUAAUAUUACGAAAAAUUCAGCAAUGGCCAAAGUUUUAUCGGCAUCGAAAAUCAUCAUCUGGGACGAAUGCACAAUGGCGCAUAAACGUGCAUUAGAAGCACUUAACCGAACAUUGAAAGAUUUACGGAAUGACUCGAGAUGUUUUGGAGGAGCAAUGAUUUUACUGUCUGGCGAUUUCCGCCAAACACUGCCAGUAAUUCCAAGAUCUACGGCUGCCGACGAAAUAAACGCUUGCCUCAAAUCGUCGAAUCUAUGGCGCUAUGUGAAAAAACUGCAGCUGACAACAAACAUGAGAGUUGCAUUGCUUAAUGAUACAUCUGCUGAAGAUUUCUCUGAGCAAUUGCUGACUAUCGGUAAUGGUCAAGUACCUGUCGAUGAAUCGAGCGGAUUGAUAUCGUUUCCAAAUAAUUUCUGUAAUUUUGUCUCAUCAAAAGACGAACUUAUCAACAAUGUAUUUAAAGAUAUUAUUUCUAACUACAAAAAUAAUGAAUGGUUGAGUGAGCGAGCAAUUUUAGCGGCUAAGAAUAAAAAUGUAGACGACCUGAACUAUAUAAUUCAUAAUAAGAUCAUUGAAACAAUGCAUUCAUUCAAAUCUAUUGACUGCGUCACAAAUGAAGAUAAAGCCACCAACUAUCCAAUUGAAUUUUUAAACUCCUUGGAUGUGCCUGGCUUACCACCGCAAAAUUUACGCCUAAAGGUUGGCUCCGUAGUAAUCAUGCUUCGAAACAUAAACCAACCAAAACUGUGA
This is a messenger RNA of Arctia plantaginis, 1515 nucleotides long. The record is from the annotation of a GenBank genome assembly. NCBI's taxonomy places the organism in Eukaryota, Metazoa, Arthropoda, Insecta, Lepidoptera, Erebidae.